AAAAAAAAAAAAGAGCACUGACUUUCGUGUAACCAAACGGCCCAAUGCAAAUCCAUCCCCGAAUGCUCAUCAACAACGAGUGUGCAAGCAUCCGGACCGAAAUACGCACGCAUUACACGGAUGCAACCCAAACCCAACACGGCAAGUCGCGGCCCACCGUAUUCUCUAUCUCUCUACGCGUAUAUAUGCAUACGCGCCCCUCCCAUCCUCUACACGUACGGUUACACAAAUCCAUUUCCCAAAAGAAUUCAAAAUUUAAAACGUACAUACCACGCAGCAGCUAGCGCGCGCGCUAUAGCUUUUCCCUCCAACACACAAGUACGUAUCUCCCAUGGCGGCGGUGACGCCGGACGAGCACGAGCGGCAGCAGGACGGCCACUGCAGGGCCAGGGUGAACCUGCGGCCGGCGGCGGCGCGGCCGUUCGGCGCGGCGGCGCGGGCGGCGCUGAAGGACACGCUCUUCCCCGACGACCCGUUCCGCGGGCUCGGCGGGAUGCCGCCGGCGCGGCGCGCGUGGCGGGUGGCGAGGUACUUCGUGCCGGCGCUGGACUGGGGCGCGGGGUACUCCGCGGCGAGCUUCUGGUACGACCUCCUCGCCGGCGUCACCAUCGCCAGCCUCUCCAUCCCGCAGGGCAUCAGCUACGCCACCCUCGCCGGCAUCCCGCCGGUCAUCGGCCUCUAUUCGUGCUUCGUGCCGCCGCUGGUGUACGCGGUGAUGGGGAGCUCGAGGAACCUCGGGGUGGGGCCGGUGGCGACGUCGUCGCUGCUGGUGGCGUCCAUCGUCGGCGGCAAGGUGAGGGCGUCCGACGACCAGCGGCUGUACACGCAGCUCGUCUUCACGUCGGCCUUCUUCACCGGCGUCCUGCAGGCGGCGCUCGGGCUCCUCAGGCUGGGGAUCCUGGUGGAUUUCAUGUCGCGGCCGGCGAUCACCGGGUUCAUGGGCGGCACGGCGAUCGUAAUCAUGCUGCAGCAGCUCAAGGGCUUCCUCGGCAUGACGCACUUCACCACCAAGACCGACAUCGUCUCCGUCCUCCGCUACAUCUUCCACAACACGCACCAGUGGCAGUGGCAGAGCACGGUUCUUGGCGUCUGCUUCCUCAUCUUCCUCGUCUUCACCGAGCAAGUGAGGCGACGGCGGCCGAAGCUGUUCUGGGUGUCAGCGAUGUCUCCUCUGUUAGUGGUCGUCGUAGGAUGCGUCUUCUCGUUUCUGAUCAAAGGCCACAAGCAUGGCAUCCCUAUAGUUGGUACUCUGAAGCGUGGCAUCAACCCGAGCUCGAUAUCACAGCUCAAGUUCCAGCCGGAGUACGUCGGCGUCGCCAUGAAGGCCGGGUUCGUGUCAGGGAUGCUCGCCUUAGCGGAAGGCGUCGCCGUCGGCAGGAGCUUCGCGGCGAUGAAGAAAGAGCGCAUCGACGGCAACAAGGAGAUGGUCGCCUUCGGCCUCAUGAACCUCAUCGGCUCCUUCACCUCCUGCUACAUCACCACCGGUGCGUUCUCGAAGACGGCGGUGAACUACCACGCCGGGUGCCGGACGGCGAUGUCGAACGCGGUGAUGUCGGUGUGCAUGGCGCUGGUGCUGGUCGCGCUGGCGCCGCUGUUCCGGCACACGCCGCUGGUGGCGCUGGCGGCCAUCAUCACCAGCUCCAUGCUCGGGCUGGUCAAGCACCGCGAGAUCCGGCGCCUGUACGAGGUGGACAAGGCCGACUUCGCCGUCUGCGCCGCCGCGCUCCUCGGCGUCGUCUUCUCCACCAUGAUCACCGGCCUCGGCGUCGCCGUGGCCAUCUCCGUGCUCAGGGCGCUCCUGCACGUGGCGCGCCCGUCGACGAGCAAGCUCGGCCGCGUGUCCUGCGGCUCCGGUGCCGGCGCCGCCGACGACGACCACGCCUUCUGCGACGUCGCGCAGUACCCCGGCGCGGCGACCGCGCCCAGCAUUCUCGUCCUCCAGGUCGCCGGCUCGCCGGUCUGCUUCGCCAACGCCGAGUACCUCCGGGAGAGGAUCGCGCGGUGGGUGGAGGACGAGGAGAAGGCCGUCGCCGGCGAGGACCUGCUCUACGUCGUCCUCGACAUCGGCGGCGUGACGGCGAUCGACAGCCCCGGGAUCGAGAUGCUGCGGGAGGUGCACGGCGAGCUGGAGAGGAAGGGGAUGAAGAUGGCGGUGACGAACCCGAGGAUGGCGGUGGCGGAGAAGCUGGUGCUGUCCGGGCUCGCGGAGCUCGUCGGCGAGAGCUGGAUGUUCCUCUCCAAUGGCGACGCCUUGGCCGCGUGCCGGUACACGCUCCAGGGCUCCAAGCACGGCGGCGUCCCUCCGGUGUAGAUCUCGACUCUCGAGGCCGCUGGAUCGGUACGCGCGUCAGUAUAUGUACAGCACACAUGCGUAUGUGCGCUGUACUGUACGUAUUACUAACACAUUGUGAUUUGAAAAGUACUUGUAUAAGUUUUCAUAAAUAUUACGGAACGAUAAUAGCGUAUCAUGAUCAUAUAACUAUAAUUAGGAAGGUGGCCCACGCACAUGCGCGGACACUUAUAUUAUUAUAUUAUUGAAAGGUAAGUUUAUUGUUUGUUAAAAAAUUUUGCCUAAUAAAUUAAGGGCAAACUAACGUUCGGAUAA
Oryza sativa Japonica Group (Japanese rice) is the source of this 2605-nucleotide messenger RNA. RefSeq names its product probable sulfate transporter 3.5. Gene Ontology annotation, cellular component: plasma membrane. The record is from RefSeq and is a predicted model, not a curated record. Gene Ontology annotation, biological process: transmembrane transport. Lineage: Eukaryota; Viridiplantae; Streptophyta; Magnoliopsida; Poales; Poaceae.